AUGGCCUGGCGCAACCAAGGAACCACAGGUUCCAACAAUAUUCCCCUGGGUGCGCGCCGUCGCUUCCAGGGUGAUGAGGAAGAUGAUAGUAACAAUGCGCCUCCGUCUAUGCCUGAUGGCCCUAAGCGUGGCCGCAGCCCCGUUCGAGCCGAGGCCCCAGCAGUAGAUGGUGAUGGCGUGAAAAGGCGCAAGAAGCGCAACCGCUGGGGAGACCAGCAAGAGAACAAGGCCGCUGGUCUGAUGGGCUUGCCCACCAUGAUCAUGGCCAACUUCACCAGCGAACAGCUGGAAGCUUACACUUUGCACCUGCGUAUCGAGGAGAUCAGCCAGAAGCUGCGGAUCAACGAUGUGGUCCCUGGUGAUGGUGACAGAUCCCCCUCGCCCCCUCCGCAGUACGACAACUUUGGUAGACGUGUGAACACUCGCGAGUACCGCUACCGCAAGCGACUCGAGGAUGAGCGUCACAAGCUGGUCGAGAAGGCCAUGAAGACCAUUCCUAACUACCACCCGCCAUCUGACUACAGACGCCCUACCAAGACCCAGGAGAAGGUCUAUGUUCCCGUGAAUGACUAUCCAGAGAUUAACUUCAGACCUCGUGGAAACACCUUGAAGAAAAUGGAGACCGAAUCUGGUGCUAAGAUUGCUAUUCGUGGCAAGGGCUCCGUCAAGGAAGGAAAGGGCCGGUCUGAUGCCGCUCAUGCCAGUAACCAAGAGGAAGAUCUUCACUGUCUGAUCAUGGCCGAGACUGAAGAGAAGGUGAACAAGGCCAAGAAGCUGAUCCACAACGUUAUCGAGACCGCCGCUUCUAUUCCCGAAGGUCAGAAUGAGCUUAAGCGCAACCAGCUUCGUGAGCUGGCCGCUCUCAACGGUACUCUCCGUGAUGAUGAGAACCAGGCUUGCCAGAACUGUGGUCAAAUCGGACAUCGCAAGUACGACUGCCCUGAACAACGCAACUUCACAGCAAACAUUAUCUGUCGCGUUUGUGGCAAUGCUGGUCACAUGGCCCGUGAUUGUCCAGACCGCCAGAGAGGUAGCGAUUGGCGCAACAACACUGCCUUCCCAGGCGCCCGUGAUUCUGGCGCUCCUCGUGUCUCUGGUACUGGUGAUGCUGUCGACCGUGAGAUGGAGCAACUCAUGAAUGAGCUUUCUGGAGGUGCCCCCGGCGAGUUCCCACCCCGUCGUAUUGAAGCUGGUCCUGAUCAGGGCGCUUAUCCUCCUCCUGCUGGCGACCGUGAUGCGAACCCCUGGCAGCAGCGCGGCCCAGGAGGCCCUGGUGGCCCACCGCCACCCCCACCCAGUGAUGUGGCUCCCUGGCAACAGAGACGUGAGAAUCGCCCCCGCGAUGAUCGUCCCCGUGAUGACCGUCCUCGUGACGACUACGGUUCCCGCGAUGACUACGGUUCUCGUGACAAUGGCCCUGCUCCUUGGGCCCAGAGACGUGGUGGUGGUGACUCUGGCGGCUACGGCGGCAAUAGUGGUGGCUACGGCGGUAGCGGCGGCGGUGGCUAUGGAUCUCAAGGUGGCUACGGUGGUAACGGUGGCCACGGCGGUCACAACAGUGGUGGUAAUGGAUAUGCUGCACCUGGCACCGCUCCGGGCGCUGCUCCGGGCGCUGCUCCCUGGCAACAACAGGCUGCUCCCGGUGGUCAAGCUGCAUACGGAUAUGGAGGCUACGGUUAUGCUGCCCCUGGUAUGGCCGCCCCUCCUCCUGGAAUGGCUCCUUGGUCCUACGGAGGUGCUCCUGGCGCUCCUGGCGCUGGAAGCCCCCCGCCUCCUCCCCCUCCUGUCGAUGGACCACCCCCUCCACCUCCCAGUGACCAGCCCCCUCCCCCUCCCCCGGCUUAA
This is a messenger RNA of Penicillium verhagenii, 1845 nucleotides long. It is a transcript of the gene bbp, whose product is annotated as putative zinc knuckle transcription factor/splicing factor MSL5/ZFM1. Gene Ontology annotation, biological process: regulation of mRNA splicing, via spliceosome. Gene Ontology annotation, cellular component: nucleus. The transcript has 7 exons. Gene Ontology annotation, molecular function: zinc ion binding; mRNA binding. The record is from RefSeq and is a predicted model, not a curated record. Bases 1 to 1845 code for a protein of 614 amino acids. NCBI's taxonomy places the organism in Eukaryota, Fungi, Ascomycota, Eurotiomycetes, Eurotiales, Aspergillaceae.